Molecule: messenger RNA, 2403 nt
Organism: Sycon ciliatum
Lineage: Eukaryota; Metazoa; Porifera; Calcarea; Leucosolenida; Sycettidae
Product: serine/threonine-protein phosphatase 2A regulatory subunit B'' subunit gamma-like
Exons: 20
Coding region: 520-2130 (536 amino acids)
Biological process (GO): microtubule cytoskeleton organization; regulation of dephosphorylation; B cell homeostasis
Cellular component (GO): centrosome; spindle
Source: RefSeq, a predicted model, not a curated record
UGCCUACGCAACUACAUGCAAAGACUAGGAUGAUGAGAACUGAGGCGAGUUUCAACCAGCUAAAAUUGUUCGCUGCAAUGUCAAUCAAAACAAUACGAUUCAACCAAUGGCCCAGUGCGGAGCCUGGGACUGGAGAGUUUUUUUUGCAGACGUCCAACGCCGCAAGCAGUGCCAGUGUGGUCGUUGCGAAGUAAGGCAACAGCAGCUUGUGCAUUGCUGGGGACAAAACUGUGACUCCAAACUUUCAAGAGCCACUCUCUCCGUGUCAUUUCUCUCCAACAACCCGCUGCUGCUCCGGGGUCUCUGACGGCAGCGCAUCUACUUGUAGGCGUACGUGAGCGCACUGUAGCAAUGUAGCCGGCUGCAGGACUGAACAACGUAUUACCUGCGUGUGGUGCUGAUCUCAGCUCGCGAGCGAGGAUCUCUCCAUCAGGUACCAAUUAUUGGCCUACAAUAGUGGCUAGUAGCUAAUACCACGCGGGCUACAAUCAGCUUGUGCCACACACACACACACAGAAUAUGGCAACGAUGUCCUGGGAGCAAAGGCUGCAGCAAUUCGUCGAAGCUAAGGGUAGCAGUACCAGUGAUGAUGAUGAUGAUGGUGAUGGUGGUGGUGAUGAUGGUGAUUGUGGUGAUGGUGCCGGGCCAUCGGGCGCAGUGUCGGCCGCAUUGGAGGCGGACGUGGAGCAGAUGACGGCGCAGUGCAUUGCCGACUGGCACACGCCGACUGCUGCCGCCGCUGCAGCAUCCACUUACCAGCACAUACCUCGAUUCUACAGAAAGUGUCCGGAUGAGAACGAUGCAGUCCGUAUGAGAGUGAGAGAGGAAGCACGGGCACGUCAUGUGCAGCGUCUCAGCAAGGAAAUGUUGACGAACAGCGACCUUGAUGUUGUCUGGGCUCUUCUGCAGAGGCAAUAUUCCAGUCAGGAGAAUGAAGAGAAGAUGAUCAAUUUUGACGACUUUGUGCGCGUAGGCCAAGAGGCCGGCGAAAAGUUCAGCUCUUACUUCACUCCCAUGGUGUAUGCAAAGCUCUACCAGCAAGACCCUCGUGGCCGGUUACCCAUCAGUCGCCUGUAUGCCUACAUAAUGAGAAAAGUCUGGCUGCAGCAGACGCGCAUAGGCCUGAGUCUGUUCGACACGCACGGCACCGGGGUUCUCCUUGAAGUCGAUUUUGAAAACUACAUCCUGGAGCUGAUUCCCACUCUUCCUCAGUUGAAUGGCUUGGAAGACUCGUUCUAUUCAUUCUUCGUCUGCACCGCCGUGCGCAAGUUCUUCUUCUUCCUUGACCCGCUGAGGACAGGCAAGGUGAAGGUGCAAGACAUCAUGUCCUGCAAGUUUCUUGACGAGCUACUUCAGCUACGCGACGACAAGCUGACGGCCGACCAGCAACGUUGCAACUGGUUUUCAGCACCGCACGCUCUGAGGGUAUACGGUCAGUACUUGGCAUUGGACCUCGACCACAACGGCAUGCUCAGCAAGCAAGAGCUGAUGGGGUACGGUACUGGGACACUGAGUCCCGUGUUUGUAGACCGUGUGUUUGACGAGUGUCUGACCUACGAAGGAGAGAUGGAUUAUAAAGGUUAUCUGGAUUUCGUACUAGCUAUGGAGAACAGGAAGGAACCGCAAGCAUUGCACUUUUUUGUGCGUCUACUGGAUGUGCAGAAUCUCGGAUACAUUGACAUGUUCUCCGUCUACUAUUUCUUCAAGGACAUACAGCGUAUGUUGGAAGCGCAUGGCCAGCCAAUGGUUCAGUUUGAAGACGUGAAGGAUGAGAUCUUUGAUAUGGUCAAGCCGGUGGAUUCGCUCAAAAUUACACUGGAAGAUCUGCUAAGAUGUGGGCAAGGUGACACGGUGAUAAGUCUUCUCAUCGAUCUCAAGGGGUUCUGGCUUUACGAGAAUCGAGAGCAGCUUGCCGCUGAUCCGUCCCAACUCGACGCGGAAGACGAAGACGACGAUGAAGUGGAUGACAUGGAGCUGGCUAGCUCGGUUCCUAGCGGCGGCCAUGUUGGUAACCAAGGUGAUGGUGCAGGCGGCCAUGUCGGUAACCACGGUGAUGGUGGUGGCGACAGCCAGGAUGUCCUGCCGGUUGAGCGGGAGUUCCGCGAGAUGAGCGUGGAGGAUUUGGAGUGAAGCUGUGUGUGUGUGUGUGUGGGUGCUUGUGUUUGUGUGUCUGGCGUAGUGGAUGGUGUACAGUGGAGAGAGAUCUUAGUGUAAACUAUGCGGGAUUAGAAAUUACUUUCUUUUUGCAUGCAAUGUACUGUACUGUUUACCUUACUGUGCAUUGACCUUGAUUCGUUUAAUACCUUGACCAUGAUCUUUGUCUACCUGUCAGUCAUGCAGGCUAUCUGGAGAUCAUCACGAGAAAACGUUCUUGAUGGAAAUAAACUGUUCCUAUGAUGACAA